ACCACUGGGAAAUCUGGUUCAGGAAGGACAGUCGACGGGCGCAGGCAGGUCGCACACGCCAGUUUCCCACUGGCGCCCAAACUAGAGUUACUUUUGCGCGCAGAGAAACGGCGCCUCUGCACUCGGCGUUAGCGGCUUGCAGGGGCGUGACUGGGAUAGCUGACCCCAGUGUCCUGUCUUCCUUCCCCUGCUGGUUUUUCAGACUCUGAAAGCAGCGGAGCGGCCAGCCAACGCUCACUGGAGCAGGCAGCAGCAUGCGGCUGCUGCCAAGCCUGUGCGGACGCGCCCUGGUGGCGCUGAUCCUUGCCUGCAGCGUGGCGGAUGUCCAGGGAGAAGAGACGGGAUUCCCGCCGACUGGGGCCACUCCGCUCCUUUUGGGGACCAGAGAGAUAAUGACGCCCCCCACUAAGGCCUCCUGGCUGAGGGGGUCCAACGCCAGCGUGACGGGGUCGUCCGCACCGCCGCAGAUGCCUGAAACAGGGAAGCCGGGGGGAACCCCUGCACGUAUCCCUCCCCCGUGCCAUGGAUACAUCGAGAUCAGACAGUCUUUCAAGUAUAUCAACACGGUGGUGUCCUGCCUAGUGUUCGUGGUGGGGGUCAUCGGAAACGCCACCCUGCUGAAGAUCAUUUGCAAGAACAAGAGCAUGCGAAACGGCCCUAACAUCUUGAUCGCCAGCCUGGCCCUCGGAGACCUGCUGCACAUCCUCCUGGACAUCCCCGUCCAUGUGUACAAGCUACUUGUAGAGGAAUGGCCGUUUGGAGUUGUGAUGUGUAAGCUGGUGCCUUUCAUGCAGAAGGCCUCCGUGGGAAUCACUGUGCUGAGUCUGUGCGCUCUAAGUAUUGACAGAUAUCGAGCUGUUGCAUCUUGGAGUCGAAUUAAAGGAAUUGGGGUUCCCAAAUGCACAGCAGUAGGAAUUGUUUUAAUUUGGGUGGCCUCUGUGGUUCUGGCUGUCCCUGAAGCCAUUGGUUAUGAUAUGAUUACCAUCGACUACAAAGGAAAUUAUCUGCACGUCUGCAUGCUUCAUCCCAUUCAGAAAACAGCCUUCAUGAAGUUUUACUUGACAGCUAAAGAUUGGUGGGUAUUUAGUUUCUAUUUCUGCUUGCCGCUGGCCAUCACUGCAUUUUUUUAUACACUAAUGACCUGUGAAAUGUUGAGAAAGAAGAGUGGCAUGCAGAUUGCUUUAAAUGAUCACAUAAAGCAGAGACGGGAAGUGGCCAAAACAGUAUUUUGCCUGGUCCUUAUCUUUGCCUUGUGUUGGCUUCCUCUUCACGUCAGCAGAAUUUUGAAGCUCACUCUUUAUGAUCAAUAUGACCCCAAUAGAUGUGAACUUUUGAACUUCUUGUUGGUAUUGGACUACAUUGGCAUCAACAUGGCCGCCCUGAAUUCCUGCAUUAAUCCAAUAGCUCUGUAUUUCGUGAGCAAAAGAUACAAAAACUGCUUUAAGGUAAGAGUUAACCCGGGGCCACAUGUUGGAAAUAAGCUAGCAUGUUGUUUUCUGCCAGCUUCUAAUGUGAUGGUACAUACAGUAAAGCAAAACCCAACAAUGUGGCCAAAAAGAGAGGACAAUAAUUAAUUCACAUGUCACAUGGAUUUAAUCUAUUUACAAAUCACUCACAGUCUUGUUUAUUAAAUUCUUCCUAAUCACUGUUUCCAAUGCUUGUCAUCGCUAAAGACAUUUCAAACUUGGGCUUUUAAGCAAAAUCCAAAAGCAGACUCAUAUUUUCACAGUUUAACAUAUUUUUAUUUUUAUUUUUAUGUAAGUUUUAGCUCAUUUUUAUUAUCAUGUACUGAGUUUUAGUUCUUCCACCUCAUUUACAUCCUUAAUACUCUUUCUCCAUGUCAGAAUCGUGGUCUGUCAUCAUCUGCCAAAUUUUGAAACGUCACACAAAGAGUAUACAUAUGCACUAUUUAUAAUGAAAUUGUGUUCAGUAGCUUUUCUAAAAAUGUUUGGUUCAAAAUUUUAACAAACUGAUAAAGGUUAGUAAGAAAGAAACAUGAUUUCUUGACAUAAUGAAGAUCAAGAUAGGAAAAGGUGCCACUGUUUAAAACACAUUUCCCAGUGUUAAAAACUAUAAUAUAGCAAAAGACAAAAAUAGUGUUAACUAACAUGGAUGUUAAAAUGUAAAAGACUUAUAAGCAAAUUUAGCCUAUUUUCUUCUUUAUCCAUUGUUAAUAGGGGUGCAUGUUCCAACACCUUUCAGUAUUGACAGCUUACAUAUGGACAAAGGAUAUAGUUUAUAGCAAAACAUGAGUAUGCUGUAGUUAACUUUAUAAAACUGUAAUAUGACCUUAUAAAAUAUAUAUUUUGUUUUUUUAUGGUCACUUAAAGUGGCAAAUACUAUAGUCACAGAUUCCUUAUUUUGAAAAUAAAAUCAAUAAAAAUUUAAAUUGUUUUAAAUAAAAAAGACCAGCCUAUUUUUCACUGUGCAGAUAAUAAUUCAUUAAAUGCUAAUUGAAUAAGUGUUAAAGAUGUGCAAAUGUUACAAGUGGACAUUAUUUGUGUUAAGCAUAUUAUUAUCAAGAAAAUACAAAAGUUGUUAAAUUAAAAUGCCAA
Molecule: messenger RNA, 2555 nt
Organism: Rhinolophus ferrumequinum (greater horseshoe bat)
Lineage: Eukaryota; Metazoa; Chordata; Mammalia; Chiroptera; Rhinolophidae
Gene: EDNRB
Product: endothelin receptor type B
Exons: 7
Coding region: 255-1574 (439 amino acids)
Biological process (GO): vasoconstriction; regulation of blood pressure; G protein-coupled receptor signaling pathway
Cellular component (GO): membrane
Molecular function (GO): endothelin receptor activity
Source: RefSeq, a predicted model, not a curated record